GCGCCAGGAGGCAGCGCCCGGCAGCGCCCGGCGGCGCCCGGCUGCCGCGAUGAGCGGCGGGGAGGUGGUGUGCUCGGGCUGGCUCCGAAAGUCACCGCCGGAGAAGAAGUUGCGGAGAUACGCAUGGAAGAAACGCUGGUUCGUCCUGCGCAGUGGUCGGAUGAGUGGCGACCCCGACGUCCUGGAGUACUACAAAAAUGACCACUCCAAGAAACCUUUGCGUGUGAUCAACCUCAAUUUCUGCGAGCAAGUGGAUGCGGGCCUGACCUUCAACAAGAAGGAACUGCAAGACAGUUACAUCUUUGACAUCAAGACAAGUGACAGGACCUUCUACCUGGUGGCUGAGACUGAGGACGACAUGAACAAAUGGGUUCGCAGCAUCUGUCAGAUCUGUGGCUUCAACCAGUCCGAGGAGAACACAGACACCCUGAGGAGCAUUGCCUCCAUGAACCAUGCACCACGGUCCUCCCCGGCAGAGCUCAGCAGUGCCAGCCACCACCUGCUACGAGAGCGCAAGUCCUCAGCACCGUCCCACUCCAGCCAGCCCACCCUGUUCACCUUCGACUCACCUGCCAGCCACCUCCAGAGUACCCUGUCUGCCAGUGCCCCCCAGGACUACCUUUUCCUCCACCAGUGCAUGAGCAGAAAGUCAGAAAAUGCAAGGAGUGCCAGCUUCUCACAAGCCACACGGUCUGCCUUCUUCAUGCGGAGCGACACAGCGGUCCAGAAGCUCUCUCAGGGCAAUGGGCACUGCGUGAACGGGGUUGGUGGACAGCUCCAUGGCUUUUACAGCCUGCCAAAACCCAGCCGGCACAACUCGGAGUUCAGGGACAGUGCGCACGAUCUCCCACGUGCCUUUGGCUCCUACACCCACCCCAAGUCAAGCCUCACCAGCUCUGAAACGGAUAAUGAGGAGGUCUACACCUACAAGACUCCCAACAACACCCUAUGCAAGGAGUUUGGGGAGCUCUCCACGGACUCCUAUGACAUCCCUGCCACCCCACUCUCCAUCUACCAGAUCCCCAGGACAUUUACAUUAGACAAGAACCACAAUGCUCUGGCUGUGGCCGCCAGCGACUCACCCUCUGCACCACCCCCGCGGCCCCCGAAACCUGGGCAGACGGAGCCACGGUGGGGCAGCCCCCCCCAGCGGCUCCAGCCCAGUGAAAAUCUAGGUCUGGCCCCCAUGGCAGCCACCAUUCCACGGAGAAACACGCUGCCUGCAGUGGAGAACAGCAGAUUGCACCGAGCUUCUUCUUGCGAGACGUACGAGUACCCCCAGCACGGGGGAGGCAGUGCCAUGCAGUCUAUCGAGUCCAUGAACGAUGGGUACAACUCCUACCUGCAAGCCAAGGCAGCAGUGGCCCGCUCCCACAGUACCGACUCCGAGGACAACUACGUCCCCAUGAACCCUGGUUCCUCACCCCUAAUCCAUGCUGAGAAAGCCAACGACAAUGCCCAAAACCUCUACAUCCCCAUGAGCCCUGGGCCGCAUCACUUUGACCUGGUGGGGUUGUCCUCAACCACCCUUCCUGUGCAUAAAGGAGGAACUAUGGUGCAGUGUCACAGACGACUGAGUGAAAUCCAGCCCCCACCAGUCAACCGCAACCUCAAACCCGACCGGAAAGCAAAGCCAUCACCAUUGGACCUGAGAAACAACACUGUCAUCGAUGAGCUUCCCUUCAAAUCGCCAGUCACAAAAUCUUGGUCCAGGCCAACCCAGACGUUCAACGCGGGCUCUCUGCAGUACUGCCGCCCUGUCUCCUCCCAGAGCAUCACCAGCACUGACUCGGGAGACAGCGAGGAGAACUAUGUGGCGAUGCAAAAUCCCAUUUCUGCUUCUCCUGUUCCUAGUGGUACCAACAGCCCAGCGCCUAAAAAGAGUUCGGGGAGUGUGGAUUACUUGGCCCUGGACUUCCAGCCAAGCUCACCAGGGCCACACAGAAAGCCCUCCACCUCAUCGGUCGCCUCAGAUGAGAAGGUUGAUUAUGUGCAAGUGGACAAGGAGAAGACACAGGCGCUGCAGAGCACCAUGCAAGAGUGGACUGAUGUGCGGCAGUCCUCGGAGCCUGCCAAAAGCGUGAAGCAGUAGUGCCUGCAGCAGGCAUCAAAACAGGCCAAUGUCCUGUCGGUUUUCCCCAGCUCCACUUGGGCUGGAUUUCUAAGACUUGUCUGUGGAGGGAAGGGGGUCUCAUUAAUUUUUUUUCUCUUAAAACAAAACAAAACUUAAUUUCAGGGGAAGACUUGGCGGAUACUGUUUGCCAGUGAUAAAGACCAACUAUGUUCGGUGGCUGGUUUUGUGCUUUAGCUGCUGGAUGCACUAUCCAGGAAUUUCGAUUUAGCAAUACCAGGCUUCACCCUACAACAUCUUUUGCUUACAGCUAUCAAAGCCACCUUGUAUGUGCUAACACUCUCUGUCUUCUUCCAUACCAUACCCCAAACCAUGCCAUGCAGGUUUGUAGCAUCUCCCAUGUGACAUCAUUCACCAGCUCUGAUUUCCACUACUUAUGGUUGUUCUCUUCUCUGCCUCCUCCCAAUCCCAAAACUUAGCAAGAACCAUUCCUUUUGAAAUCACUUUUGUUGUCUGAUCUCUUGUAAAUAAUAUGCUCAAAACCUCUGAAGGCUGUUCUCCUCCUGGUCAGACAGCCCCUGUGGUUUUGGUUGGGGUUGUUAACUUUCAGGAGCUUGAGGAGUAUCCACUCUGUCCCAUUGAGCUAACUUAGAAGUCCAGGACUUACCCCAUCAUACACACAAAACAUGCUGGCACAUGCUCACACAAGUUUGUUGGGGUGUCUUCUGUUGAUAUUUUCCAGCAUCUCUCAAAGUCAAUGGGCUGGAGAGAUUGGCUUUGGAAGCUAGAAUUUAAGCCCUGACCCACUGCCUGUCUGAAAUCAAUUCCUGUGAAUCUGAUCCCAAGAACCAAAAUUUGCCCUUUGUGGCACCAAAAGAAGCCCAUAUAGUGAGAGUCUUACAUCUGUGGCCAUUGUGAGAAGCUCUGAGGGGUGCAGGGAGGCUCUGGAGACCCUGUGUAUCUAGACUGGUGUAAGGAUGAGUGACAAGAAGGGAGUGGAAGGCUGCUGCAAGGACUGGGAGAAGGCAGAUGCAGAGGUUGGUCUUGAGUGAGGAAGUCUGGUGGAAUGUUUCUCGGAAGAAAGAAGAUUAAUUGAAAUGUUGGUUGAUAGUGAGGUCACAGGCUUGGGAAGAGGCUGGUCAGGACAGUCAGAGCAAGGUGUUUCAAUAUUAGCUUUUACAUAGCAUUUUGUUUGGUUUGUGGAGGGUCCGAAAGGCUGGACUGUUUUCUCCUCGUCUUCAGCAAUGUUCAACACAGAAAUGGGGCUUGCUGACAUUAACAACCCUAUGCUCUAAUUAUGGGUGGGAAUCUGCUGUUGCCCCUUGCCAGCAUCCUUAACACAUCCAGGCUUUGAGAUCACUCUCCAGGCAGCUGCUGGACACAGAGAGACAAGAAGGAUGAGACAGUUUAAUGCAGAGAUAAUAAUUCAUGAUCUCAUGAAAACAGGAAGAACUUAUGAUUACCAUGGAGCAGCCUGAUUGCCAGACAGCAAGCGCUGACACGAAUAAACAGGUUGACUGCAAACCGAGAGCCAAAUGAAGGAAACAUUAGAAAGAUGAGGUAAUAAUAUUUAUUAAAUAGCUAGAGCUGUUCUUUCUGCAAGCUGAACCUCUCCCAGUACCAUGAGCUCUGUGUUCCACCAACACCACCAAGUUAUAUUGAUUAUUAAUGCUUAAGCGUUAACACAUUUGUUUAAUUUUGGUUUGAGUUUGGAAAGGGCCGGACGUGACCCACAGAGGGAUGGGAUACCAGCCACUUAAGGGUAUGCUGGUAAAAUAACUUUUGAACUUCCAACACCAUUUUAUAUUUUCUUCUUGCAUUCCGUGAAAGGGAAGGAUGUUAAUGGAAAAGGUCUGACAACCCAUUUAGGGCAUUGAAAUAAUGAAGCAAAUAUCCUAAUGCUCGUGGUAAAAUAAUAAUCACUAGAAGGAAAAAAAACCCAAAGGGGAAGAUUUAGCACAGUCAGAUGCUUUCUGAAGGUCAGGGAGUAUGUUACCGCCUUUAACGGCCAUUGCCUCCUGUUGGGGGCUUGCACACUUGCCUGGUGAGAUGAGGAAAUGAAGACUAGAGUACAGUGCUCUGUAUUUCUAUCACCCCUGUCAUCACUGCAUCUCGGUACCAUGGAAGUGGGUAGGCAAGGUGGAGGCAGCAGCAGUAGUCAUUUCUGAUGGUGCAGGGGCUUGAAACACAGUAGGUUUGAUUGAAACACGAUGGGUUUGGAUGCAGUUUGCUGAGUGGGUGCCCUGUGCUUCUGCACUGGGACUAGAUGCAUCCAGUGCCUGCUCUCACAUAUAAUCCAAAGUGUUAAUUAAGACAGAAAAGGCCUUUUGCGAUACUGGAGAGACUAGGCCUUUUUUUUCUCCAUGUUUCACAAGUGUCUGUAUUUGUUCAUGGGGCAAGCACUGGCAUGGGAUAGCACUUUUCCCAAGCUCAGAUCCCCUGUUUUAAUGAUUUGCUCUCAUGAGCAUCACCGGUAACUGGCCCAUUGCAUUUGGCAGACCAAGGACCAAAACAGCCCAAAAGUAGCUAUUUUGAAACUGCUGGUUGCUCAUCGCUCUCCGCUUUGCAGUGAAGUCUGUGUUUGAACAGAAACAGAUACAUUUCUCCAAUUUUUUCCCCUGCUAUGCACCAAGCAAACAGCACCUCCAAACUGAGUAGCAGCCCACAGACUCUAUGCCCUAUAGACGUGACUGUAUCAACCCCUCCUGAAAGCUGUUAAGUAAUCAAUGGCUUCAGUGGAAAUAGUCAUCUGUAACGAUUGCUGAGCUGAUUACAGCAGUCCCUGAUGAUUAAUGUUUGUGCAGUAUUUAGUCUUAAACCAUAUUGAAAAGCAGCUGCUUUAAUUACACGGACUGCCAAGAACUUUGUCCUCAAGGCAUUGAGUUUAUCACAUCCACUCUAUACUUGGAUGCUCAAGUAUGACUGACUCUUUUGUUAGAAAUAGGUAUUUUAGGAAGCUGAGAACAUUGCAAAUUAUUCAUUUUAAUUGCAAUUUAAAUGGCUUGAGCCUUCACGUCAGAGCCUGCUCUACAGCUCUGUGGUCCCAUUCAGAAAAGGGAUGUGUUUGCAUGUGUGUGGCAGGACAAGCAUCAUGACCUCACUUAUUUACUUUUUAUGAAGCACCAGGGCCAUGGCUCAAAGCUUUCCCCAAGCUUUAAAAUUUCUAAGCUGUUGGGUUUAAAAGCAAAAGUCUCCAAAAGUGUGUAUCCCUUGCUGUAAGUCUGCAACUGCUGCUCACAGUUCUUCUGUCUGGUGAGUUCUGUGAGCUGCCUUGGAGUUGAUUUGCUCUGAACUGACAUUUGAGUGUUUAGUGUGAAAUACAUUUCUAGCUCUAAAUGGAUGCCAGGUUUAGGCUUAGUCUCAAGUUGGAAAAAGAAAAUACGUGUGAAUGCAGACUUUGCCAGGGCAAAGCUGAGAGUCUGGCAGAUAAGGCUAAAUACAGAGCCAGAACCAAAGGUAGCUAAGGCUUGGGUUGAUGGGGGCUAACUAGGAUAGAUUUGGACACUGGGCCACCAGCCACUGACAAGGCUGAUGUAUGGGGAAACAUGUGGUUGGAAGGAGAGAAGGCAGGGGAGUUUGCCAGCAUGGCCUAAGUCUUAGUCCUCACCAUGUGCUCCUUUGGCAUGAGUCUCGAGUCAGGUAUAUAGAGAUUUGGGGGCUUUUACUCAGUAAAAACCAUGCACUGGUGGGAGGGGAGCUCCCACCACUCUCGGGACUUACCCAGGGCAUUUCACUCUCAGUGGGUGAGUGCGUGACAAUGUGAUGCCUCAGUGCUCUGGCUUUCAGGGAUCUCUGGUCCAUUCACACAGUUCUGAGAUGGGCAGGAGAAGCCCUACAAGAAAUGUGGUGGGGACCAGUAUGUGCUGAGAGACACCUUGCUGUGGGGCUCCCAUGAGCUGUUCAUGGGGCAGCAGUGCCAUGGCUUCUCAGAGUUGUCCUACGAAGUACUAUCUUCAUUCUUGGAGCUUUUCAGGACCAGUCUGGAUCAACCCCAUAGCUGACCCUGCUUGGAGCAAGGGGUGAGACUAGAGACAUCUCUUCCACCCUGAGAUCCUGUGCUGCUGGGGUUGAGUGGAGACUCCUCCAUGUGAGGGAAGGGGCCAAAAGUGUUGCUUAGAGCCCUAUAACAUCCAAAACUGGGACAGGGCCACUUCUUCUGUGAAGCCAUGAAACCAACUGUCAAAGAAAACAGCUCAACCUCUAAGGCCGUAUGCACCAGCAAGAGGAACUAAUGCAUACUGGGGUCAUCCCUUGCACCUGGGAAAGGGCUGGCUGGCCCAGACCAAGUUAUCCAGGACACAGACACACAGUCCAAGCAACUGGAAGACAGCUUGAACCUAUAAAUUUUUUAUGCUAGAGACUAACCUAGAAUCCUCAGCAGCUCCAUGCCAGCUCCUACACCCUGGCAUCCCAGUCCUUUGAGCAUACCAGGAAGAAUUGGCUUGUUUUGGCUACCCAUUGAUCAUGGCUCCUUGGGAGGGGUAGAGCUAUGCCCAGAUCUUUCUUAUGUGGUGUAGACUUUAGUAAGAAGAUGUUAAAAUAGUUCCCAGGUCCUGUCUGAUCUUUUUGGCCUAGGAGGUAAGAGAAUGGUUUUCUCAAAUUAUGCUUGCAUUGUGUUGAUGUUUUCCCACCUGAUGAUGUAAUAGUUCCAUUCUAUGUAAAAGUUGACACUCACCCACAC
Molecule: messenger RNA, 6752 nt
Organism: Corapipo altera (White-ruffed manakin)
Lineage: Eukaryota; Metazoa; Chordata; Aves; Passeriformes; Pipridae
Gene: GAB2
Product: GRB2 associated binding protein 2
Exons: 10
Coding region: 50-2092 (680 amino acids)
Source: RefSeq, a predicted model, not a curated record